ACUCUGGAAUACAAGUGCCCAAGUCUCUAUGUCCUGGAAGGAUCUCGGUAUAUCAGCUGUACUGACGGGCAGUGGACAAGCCCCCCGGUUUGCCUAGUGGCCUGCACAGCAUCUGAAGAAGACAUGGACAGAAACAAUAUUGAGCUGAAAUGGAAGAUGCAAAGAAAGCUGUAUGCCAGAUCGGGUGACUUUAUUGAAUUUCAGUGUAAAAGAGGAUGUGUGGAGGACCCAGCAUCAUCCCCCUUCAGAGUGCAGU
Tauraco erythrolophus (red-crested turaco) is the source of this 256-nucleotide messenger RNA. NCBI's taxonomy places the organism in Eukaryota, Metazoa, Chordata, Aves, Musophagiformes, Musophagidae. The record is from RefSeq and is a predicted model, not a curated record.